AUGGACCUGUUCAGAAAGAAGCCCACCAUGAAGGAGCAGGUCAGAGAGUCGCAACGCGGCAUCACCAAGGGCGUUCGAGAGAUCGACCGCGAGCUGCUGGCCCUGAAGCGAGAGGAGGACAAGCUGAUCCGCGAGAUCAAGGCGGCCGCAAAGGGCAACAACCAGGCCGCCACCAGGGUGCUGGCCAAGAGCCUCGUGCGGCUGCGCGCGCAGAUCACCACGCUGCAGGCCAGCGCCGCGCAGCUCAAGGGCGUCGGCCACAACAUCACGACGGCGGCGGCCACCGCGACAGUCUCGUCGGCGGUGGGCCACGCGUCCAAGGCCAUGGGCGCGCUGCAGCAGCAGAUGGACCCCGUCAAGAUGCAGCGGCAGCUCGCGGCGUUUUCGCGCGAGAACGAGCGGCUGGACAUGGUGGGGGAGAUGGUGGGGGACACGCUGGACGCAGCGCUGGACGGGGAGGAGACGGAGGAGGAGACCGGGGAGCUUGUCAGCCAG
This is a messenger RNA of Monoraphidium neglectum, 495 nucleotides long. RefSeq lists its product as hypothetical. NCBI's taxonomy places the organism in Eukaryota, Viridiplantae, Chlorophyta, Chlorophyceae, Sphaeropleales, Selenastraceae. Gene Ontology annotation, biological process: late endosome to vacuole transport; protein transport; endosome transport via multivesicular body sorting pathway. Gene Ontology annotation, cellular component: ESCRT III complex; multivesicular body. The annotation marks the transcript as partial. The record is from RefSeq and is a predicted model, not a curated record. The transcript is spliced from 3 exons.